Messenger RNA from Necator americanus (New World hookworm), 834 nucleotides. RefSeq lists its product as uncharacterized. The coding region runs from base 1 to 834 and encodes 277 amino acids. NCBI's taxonomy places the organism in Eukaryota, Metazoa, Nematoda, Chromadorea, Rhabditida, Ancylostomatidae. The record is from RefSeq and is a predicted model, not a curated record. The transcript is spliced from 8 exons.
AUGUGGCUAUACAUUGGUCUUCUUUCUGCGCUACAAUGGGCAGCAUGCAUGAUGGACGCAGAAAAGACUGAAUGGAAUCGAUUCGGGUACCUUGUCAAGGUUCUCUCUGAAGACCCUAGCGAACCCCGUGUGAUAGGAUGUACUGGUACUUUGAUCGCGCCAUCACUUGUUCUUACCGCUUCGAAGUGCAUCGCUAGUGAUAAGGCUAAUUCGAUAGUUAUCUACGCAAAGGGACCAUAUCAUAGAAAACGUGCUGUUGGGUCUAUUAUAAAGGAUGGUGUUCUCGCCGUUCUCGAAAUCCAUCCUAUCAAAGACGAGAUGUGUCCCAGACCUCCGGCACCCACGAGACUUAGUCGUCUGCCAAUCAAACUCAGCUUAACAAAUGCUCCAUGGGAGAGGAUUGACUUGAGUAAUCUUUCUGAGGCAGAUUGUAGGAUCACUGGUUUCGAAACAGUGAACGUUGCAAACUUCUCUUCUAUUCAUGCAACCAUGCGAACACCAGUGCAUGUCCUUAAAGACGGCGACACUUUAAUUGUGGAUGUAUCUUCUGGAAGUCCUGUUUGCUGGGAUGAUCUUGGGCUUCCGCUCGAGUGCCUACUGGACAAGAGAGGGUGGACUCAAGUGGGACUUCUCCACUCUGUCACGAGAGUUAUAGACGAUCCGAACAACUUCACGCUUUCGGAGUGUGAUAAUGCCGCGGUACUCCUUUUCACGUCGUUCUCCGAUGACACACUUCCAAAGCUUCUAGAGAGCCUUGCAGUGGAGGUCUUGAGUUCAACGAAGAAAUGCUUCGCACAAAGAAUACCCCAACGAGAUAAAGACAUAAUAGGAUGA